Messenger RNA from Symbiodinium necroappetens, 351 nucleotides. Lineage: Eukaryota; Dinophyceae; Suessiales; Symbiodiniaceae. The record is from the annotation of a GenBank genome assembly.
AUGUUGCUCUCUACAGCCAAGCUCGCCAAGCGACUUGCAAAGCCGGUGGACCAAGACAUGUUCUGGUCGUUUGAGAGUGAUCCGUGCCAGUGUAGCAUUGAUACAGCCUCGAUCGACAUGUUCCGCGAGACGAACACGGACGACCCCCUCUGGCAGCUUGUGGCUUUGGCAGCCGGCACUGGCGGGUCCGUGCUGUCCAUUGGCAGCAUCGCCGGUGUGACUCUGAUGAGCAUGGAGCAUGUCGGCUUCAUAUGGUACUUCCGAAAGGUGGGAAUCUGGGCUGCUCUCGGAUUCUUCAGCGGCAUCGGCGUGUAUCAGCUGGAGCGACUGAUCAUUACCGGUGGUUCCUGA